Messenger RNA from Symbiodinium necroappetens, 1149 nucleotides. Lineage: Eukaryota; Dinophyceae; Suessiales; Symbiodiniaceae. The record is from the annotation of a GenBank genome assembly.
AUGAUCCUGCUGACCCACAAGAAGGCCCUACAAGGAGAGCAGGCUGACUACAACAUCAUGAGUUGGCGAUCCUUUAAGUUGCCACGAGUCUGCAGGAGCAGCCUCAGUGCUGAAGCCCAGGCAUGCUCUGUUGCCGUCGAUGAGAUGAUGCUCCUUCGAACGAUGAUAUCAAUGAUGCUGGACCCCCGCCAGGACCCCAAGGACCCAGUGACAGCAAGGUGGGUUGGCGAGGCAGCUGUUGUUGUGGGUGCCAAGGCGCUGUACGACGCACUGAAGCGCCCAGGAUUCAACAGCCAGCACGACAAACGCACCGGCGUCGAGAUCAUCUGCAUCCAGGAGGAGCUGGAGAGACAAGGAGCAAAAGUCCGAUGGGUGAGCUCAGAAGUGAUGUUGGCCGACGGGCUCACAAAGAUAGGUGCAAGGCAGUCCAUGGUUGAGAAGCUGGCUUCCGGGAGAAUCUGUCUUCACUUCGACCCGAACUUCCUUGCGGCGAAGAAGAAGACGGCCUCUGACCGUGCCUACGGCUCCCAAGUGGCGAGGAAGAACGCCCAGGUGCUGGCCGUGAACUCCCUGUGCGCUGCGGGCGACGCGGCGACCGACUUCGGGGACCUUGACACAGCCCGCUACUACACGAACGACCUGGGAGCCGACAUGCUGUACAUCGACUACGACCUCAACAAGGUGCUGGCGCUCCUCGUCUUCUUUGGGUGCACUCUCCUCGUCAUCGCCUGCGUGUGGAAGUGGUGGAACAAGGGCCAGCGCGGCCCACCGGACCCCUCGGAGGUUCACGAGAACUUCGUCACCACCGGGACCCAGACCACUGGAGACACUGAGAAAAUGACAAUGGAGAUGUACGUUGGACAGCUGGAGUCGGAGAACGAGUACUUGCAAAACGAGAUGAUGAAGCUUCAAAGGUCCAACCGCAGCCAGUUGGAGCUGAUCCAGCUCAUGCGUGAACGCCAAGGGCAACCUCCUCCUGCUUCCCAACCUCGGCCCCAGCCUCGCCUACGGCUUCCCGAAGCAGUUUUCGUGACGAACACUACAAGGGGAACCUGUGUUCACGCCUCCUCGGAUUGUGGACACAUUCGAGGGCAUGGACAACGCCGUCUCACUUUGUGCAGAGACUGCCAGUGGCCAGGCCAAGGCUGA